AUGCCCGUCCUUGCCUCCGCCCGCUACGGCAAGGACAAUGUCCGCGUGUACAAAGUGCACCGGGAUGACAAGACUGGGGUGCAGUCAGUGACCGAGAUGACGGUGUGCUGCAUGCUGGAGGGGCAAAUCGAGACAUCAUACACAAAGGCCGACAACAGCGUAGUCGUGGCCACCGACUCCAUCAAGAACACCAUCUACAUCAAGGCCAAGGAGCACCCCGUGAACCCGCCCGAGCUCUACGCCAGCCAUCUCGGGCAGCACUUCCUCGACAGUUAUCCGCACAUCACCUCGGCCCACAUCAAGGUCGUGGUGCACCGGUGGACACGCAUGACGAUUGACGGUGCUCCGCACCCGCACAGCUUCUUCCGGGACGGCCAGGAGACGCGCAACGUGGACGCCGUCGUGGCCAGGGGGCAAGGGAUCGACCUGAAGAGCAGCAUCGUCGGCCUGCAGGUGCUCAAGAGCACGGGCUCGGCCUUCCACGGCUUCGUGCGCGACGAGUUCACCACACUGGCCGAGACGUGGGACCGUAUCCUGUCGACCGACGUCGACUGCACCUGGUCCUGGAAGCGCUUCCCCACUGUCGCGGCCGUCCAUGAGGGCGUCGAGCGGUUUGACAAGGCCUGGGAGAGCGCCCGCAACAUUACCAUGAAGACGUUUGCCACGGAUGAGAGCGCCUCGGUGCAAAACACCAUGUACAAGAUGAGCGAGCAGAUUCUUGAGGCGGUGCCCGAGGUCGAACGGGUUGGCUACUCGCUGCCCAACAAGCACUACUUCGAGAUUGACCUGAGCUGGCACAAGGGUCUUAAGAACACCGGCAAGGAUGCCGAGGUGUAUGCGCCCCAGUCAGGGCCCAACGGGUUGAUCAAGUGCGAGGUGGCUCGCUCGUGA
Canariomyces notabilis is the source of this 891-nucleotide messenger RNA. RefSeq names its product uricase. Gene Ontology annotation, biological process: urate catabolic process; purine nucleobase catabolic process. The transcript is spliced from 3 exons. Lineage: Eukaryota; Fungi; Ascomycota; Sordariomycetes; Sordariales; Chaetomiaceae. Gene Ontology annotation, molecular function: urate oxidase activity. The coding region runs from base 1 to 891 and encodes 296 amino acids. The record is from RefSeq and is a predicted model, not a curated record. Gene Ontology annotation, cellular component: peroxisome.